AUGGAAGGCGCAGGAAAAGUUGGGGGAAAGGUGGGAGGAAAGGUUGGCGGUAAGGUCGGUGGUAUGGGCAAGGGUGGUAAGGGCAAGGCCGGAAGCGGUAAGGGCAAGAAAGCUCCCCUUUCUCGUGCUGCUCGCGCUGGUCUGCAGUUUCCAGUAGGACGCGUUCAUAGAAUGCUGAAGAGCCGCAUCUCAUCAGAAGGUCGUGUUGGCUCCACAGCUGCCGUGUAUGCCUCUGCUAUCUUGGAAUACCUCACCGCAGAGGUCCUUGAGUUGGCUGGGAACGCAUCUAAGGAUCUGAAAGUCAAGAGAAUUACCCCUCGUCACCUACAGCUGGCGAUUCGAGGCGAUGAGGAGCUGGACACGCUGAUUAAGGCUACGAUUGCGGGUGGUGGUGUCAUCCCACACAUCCACAGGUCGCUGAUGACCAAAGGUCCCACCACGCAACCUUUGAAAAAGCCCAAGAAGCCAGAACUCGAGUAG
This is a messenger RNA of Eimeria acervulina, 480 nucleotides long. Its product is annotated as histone H2A, putative. Gene Ontology annotation, molecular function: DNA binding; protein heterodimerization activity; structural constituent of chromatin. The transcript is spliced from 3 exons. The record is from RefSeq and is a predicted model, not a curated record. Gene Ontology annotation, cellular component: nucleosome. Bases 1 to 480 code for a protein of 159 amino acids. Lineage: Eukaryota; Apicomplexa; Conoidasida; Eucoccidiorida; Eimeriidae.